Anarrhichthys ocellatus (wolf-eel) is the source of this 758-nucleotide messenger RNA. RefSeq names its product transcription factor E3-like. Gene Ontology annotation, biological process: regulation of transcription by RNA polymerase II. The record is from RefSeq and is a predicted model, not a curated record. Gene Ontology annotation, cellular component: nucleus. Bases 218 to 703 code for a protein of 161 amino acids. Gene Ontology annotation, molecular function: DNA-binding transcription factor activity, RNA polymerase II-specific; RNA polymerase II cis-regulatory region sequence-specific DNA binding. The transcript is spliced from 5 exons. NCBI's taxonomy places the organism in Eukaryota, Metazoa, Chordata, Actinopteri, Perciformes, Anarhichadidae.
CUGCCUGUCUGUCUCCCUGUCUCUCUGCCUGUCUGUCUCUCUGCCUGUCUGUCUCUCUCCCUGUCUGUCUCUCAGGGUGGAGUCUGGAAUCGUUGCUGACAUCGAGAUCGACAGCUUGUUGCCGUCUGACUGUGACACGUUUUACCAGAUCAAGAGUCAACCAAUCAGUGCUUCAACAGCUUCAUCAUGUUCCUCCUCACUGCCCUCCAGGGUUUUGAUGCGUCAGGAUCUGAUGCGUCAGCAGGCUCUGGAGGAGGAGCAGAAGGAGGUGCAGCAGCAGCUGCUCCUUCGCCCGACAGACUCCUCCUCCCCCAUCUCUGUCUCUGUGUCUUCCUCAUGCAGACCUCCUGCUCAGGUCCCUGUGGAGGUGCUAAAGGUGCAGACUCACCUGGAGAAUCCCACCAGGUAUCACAUCCAGCAGGCUCAGAGGCAGCAGGUGCGUCGGUAUCUCUCCAAUGCAAAGACAGCCAAUCAGAAUGCAGCUGGACCGUCACCAAGCCACUCCCCUCACCUGGGCCCCACCCCCAAACUACAGCCUGCAGACAUCUUCAGAAAAACAGAGAUGGAAGAUACAGUCAUCGAUGACAUCAUCAGCCUGGAAUCGAGCCUGAACGACGAGUUUCUGACGCUGAUUGAAUCCGGACUACAGCUCGCCAACACGGUGAGAAUAUAUAUACAGGAAACAUGCGGGAAACAUACAUGAAACAUGCAGAAAACAUACAGGAAACAUACGGGAAAACUACAUGAAACAUACAUGA